UUCUCCCAGGUUGCCAACCCUGAUCUGGUGCAGACUUGAUUUCAAGCCUGGAGUCAUCCUAUACACCCAACCUUCUACACUAUAGGAGCUGGAGAGCAGAGGUAAUUAACGUCACAAAGCGCGAGGAAGCAGUGACAUCAAGGCAUUAUUUCUUUUCAACAAUAGGUGGCAGCAUUAACUCACUGAGCUUUUUCUGCAAGGCAAGGAUGACAAAUGGAAUUUCACCAUAGUGUGUGUCAUGUAGCCGUAGGGAAAUGAGAGUGGUCACAGCAGGGACAGACUGAGACCAGAAGGGCCAGAAGAUGAGCUCUGAGCCUUUGACUCGCGCUGAGGUGUUUGGACAGCUCAGGAAGGAGCUUUAUGGAGAGGAGCAGUCCAGUCACUCUAACACACACCUAUUCAUAAUCCUGGGAGCCUCUGGGGAUCUUGCAAAAAAGAAGAUCUAUCCAACUUUAUGGUGGUUAUUCAGAGAUGGCCUGCUCCCAGACGACACCUACUUUGUGGGUUUUGCCCGGUCAAAUCUGACCGUGGAGGACAUCAAGACAGCAUGUCUGCCUCAUAUGAAGGUCACUGAAGAAGAGAGUGAGAGUCUCUCAGCCUUCUUCAAUAGGAACUCCUACCUUAAAGGAAGGUACGAUGAUGGCAGCUCUUUUGCUCAACUCAACACGCAUCUGUCAUCUCUACCGAGGGGAGCUGACGCCAACAGACUCUUCUACCUGGCUCUGCCACCUACCGUCUACCACCAUGUUAGCACAAACAUCAGAGCCCACUGCAUGAGCCUCAAAGGCUGGAACAGGGUAAUUGUUGAGAAGCCCUUUGGCCGUGACCUCCAGAGCUCACAGGAGCUGUCGGCCCGCCUUUCCUCCCUGUUCACAGAGGACCAGAUCUACCGCAUAGACCACUACCUUGGCAAAGAGAUGGUCCAGAACCUGAUGGUGCUCAGGUUUGGAAAUCGCAUCUUUGGACCCAUAUGGAACAGGAACAGCGUGGCCUGUGUGGUCCUCACCUUUAAGGAGCCCUUUGGCACUCAGGGCCGUGGAGGAUACUUCGAUGACUUUGGUAUUAUUCGAGAUGUCAUGCAGAACCAUCUCCUCCAGAUGCUCUGUUUGGUUGCCAUGGAGAAACCUGCUUCCACCAGCCCAGCUGAUGUGAGGGAUGAGAAGGUAAAGGUACUGAAGUGCAUCGCCCCUGUUGCUCUGUCAGAUGUGGUGCUCGGUCAGUACGUGGGGGACCCUGACGGGGAAGGCCACUCCAAGCUAGGUUACCUUGACGACCCCACUGUACCAGAAGGCUCUUGUACACCAACAUUUGCCACCGUGGUGCUCUAUGUUCAGAAUGAAAGAUGGGAUGGAGUUCCUUUCAUUCUCCGCUGUGGUAAAGCUUUGAAUGAGCAGAAGGCAGAAGUGCGUCUGCAGUUCACUGACGUGCCAGGAGACAUCUUUAAUGAAUGCUGUCAGAGGAACGAGCUGGUGGUGCGGGUGCAGCCAGACGAAGCAAUUUAUCUGAAGAUGAUGACCAAGAGGCCUGGGGUUUACUUCAGCCCAGAGGAGACUGAGCUGGACCUCACCUACAGGAGCAGAUACAAGAAUGUGAAGCUCCCAGAUGCUUAUGAGAGGCUGAUACUGGAUGUCUUCUGUGGAAAUCAGAUGCAUUUUGUCCGCAGUGAUGAGUUACGGGAGGCCUGGAAGAUCUUCACCCCACUGCUCCACCAAAUAGAGGCAGAGAAGACACCCCCCAUUCUUUACACAUAUGGAAGUCGUGGUCCAAACGAGGCGGAUGAUCUCGUGAAGAGGGUUGGAUUCCGCUAUGAGGGAACAUACAAGUGGGUGAAACCCCACACAACAUGAUGCCUUCUGUCACACACAUGCCCACACACUCACAAAACUCAUGAACACACCACUGUCGGCGAGUUUACAAACAAUAAAUUUGACUGCAAUCUUUCACUACUGUAUCGUUGUCUGAUUUUGUCUGCAUGUAAAGAAAACACCACUGCUUUUUAUCCCUAAUCAUACAAGAAUGAAUGUGGAGAUAAAAAUGACUGUAGUAGCUUGAUUUGAGUGUUCACCUGUAAAUCUGAAAUUUAGUUAAUACAUUUCUAAAUAAAUCAUCAUUCACUCUUC
Messenger RNA from Dicentrarchus labrax (European seabass), 2120 nucleotides. RefSeq names its product glucose-6-phosphate 1-dehydrogenase-like. The record is from RefSeq and is a predicted model, not a curated record. The transcript is spliced from 12 exons. NCBI's taxonomy places the organism in Eukaryota, Metazoa, Chordata, Actinopteri, Moronidae. Bases 303 to 1847 code for a protein of 514 amino acids. Gene Ontology annotation, molecular function: glucose-6-phosphate dehydrogenase activity; NADP binding. Gene Ontology annotation, cellular component: cytosol. Gene Ontology annotation, biological process: glucose metabolic process; pentose-phosphate shunt, oxidative branch.